UUCGACGGGGCGAGUCGUGGGAAUCCGGGGGAGGCGGGGGCGGGGGCACUGCUGCGAAGGAAGCGGGACGAUCGAAUCGUGGAGGAGUUGUUGGAGUAUUUGGGGAACGAGCGGACGGUGAACGAAGCCGAGUACGCGGCGCUGUGCUUGGGGUUGCGCAAGGCGGUGGAGCUCGGGAUCACGAAGAUUGAGGUGCGAGGGGACAGUAAACUCAUCGUGAAUCAAGUUGAAGGAUCGUUCAAGCUGAAGUCGGCGAAUUUGAAGUCCAUGCACGCCGAAGCGUGCGAGUUGAAGGAAAAGUUUACCGAGUUUAAGAUCUCUCACGUCAAGCGCGAGUUUAACAAACACGCCGAUCAUUUGGCCAACAUGGCGGUGGAC
Molecule: messenger RNA, 378 nt
Organism: Ostreococcus lucimarinus CCE9901
Lineage: Eukaryota; Viridiplantae; Chlorophyta; Mamiellophyceae; Mamiellales; Bathycoccaceae
Exons: 1
Molecular function (GO): RNA-DNA hybrid ribonuclease activity; nucleic acid binding
Source: RefSeq, a predicted model, not a curated record